Molecule: messenger RNA, 1245 nt
Organism: Stereum hirsutum FP-91666 SS1
Lineage: Eukaryota; Fungi; Basidiomycota; Agaricomycetes; Russulales; Stereaceae
Exons: 4
Coding region: 1-1245 (414 amino acids)
Biological process (GO): box C/D snoRNP assembly
Cellular component (GO): nucleus
Molecular function (GO): RNA binding
Source: RefSeq, a predicted model, not a curated record
AUGCAUCCUCAAAAUUUCCACGGGCUGCCUGCUCGUCCAAAUCUCCCACCCAAUCCAAUUACAAAUGCCGUCCAUAAUCCUAAUCCUAAUCCUACGCCCGUCGUGACCACUAGAACUCAAACUCAGGCCGUACCCGUACCGAACCUCUUUGCCAACCCGUACGCCCAGCAGCCGUCCCCGCAUUACGCUCAGGCGUACGCGCAGUACUACAACAAUCAGAAUCCUGCGCAGAAUAAUGCUCAAGGAUAUGCUUAUUCUGCCGCUUAUAAUCCUUCCGCUUCGAGUUCUUUCCAAAACCAAAACCAAAACCAAAACCAGGCGGUUGCGGGCCCGUCUUCUGGGUAUGGACAUAAUGCGUUUCGGAACAAUGUAGGUUCAGGUGCGGGCAGAGGAGCAAGAGGGACUGGACAACAGCAUCACCACCAACAACAGCGCCCACAACACCAACAGCAGCAGCAGACGAACUGGUUCAGUCCGGGCGGUGCGAGGUGCAAGCAUCCGGGAUGUAUGUUCGCGGGCUCGGCGAAGGCGGUGGAGAUACAUAUGAUGGAUCGACAUUUGAUUUAUCCGCCUGGGUGGGAUAAGAAGAAGAGGAGGGACGAGUGGGAUGCGGAUCCGAGUUUGAAAGGGAAACCAGUUUUCAUCCAGGGAACGAGCAUCAACCUCAACGACCCCGAGAACCUCGAGAAAUGGAUCGAAGAGCGUAAAAAACGGUGGCCUACGGCCGCGCGCGUGGAUGAGAAGAAACGCAAGUUGGACGAGGCUAUCGCGCGGGGACAGUUGCAUCCUGACGAUCCCGCACUGCGAGGACAGAAGAGACGGAGAGUGGAGGGAGAGAGCGGUGAUGGAGGCGAGCGUGGUGGAUUUCGUGGUGGGACGAGUGAUGGUGGAUGUACGAUUGGAGCAGCCAAGGUUCCACGACAUGAAGACGCCGCAAUCACACCUGCACGCAAACCCGCCCCACCACAGCCCAAAAAACCACCACGAAACCCAUUCGGGACGCAUCCUUCCCUCCUCCGUAACCUCCUACUCCCAGAAAUCCGGAUGACGGUCUCUAAUCUCUCGCAGGCGAUCCAUUUCUUGGUCACCAACGAUUUCUUGGAAAACGUAGAGCUGAAACCUGGGCAGGCGGAGGAGAAGAUGAUAGAGGUCGUCGAUGAGCAGAAGGACGAUUCGAAACAGAGAGAGUCGCUUGUUCCAGAAGAGUCGUCGGGCGAUGGUCUCAAUGCCGUCCCUCUUGUGUAG